AUGGAUAAAGAUACAGUCUCACUUGUUGUCUUAUCUCAUGGAUUGUGGGGAGUCAAAAGUCAUAUGAGUUAUAUAGAAAAAAAACUGAAAGAAAAAUAUCGAGAUAGUAGUAUCUGUAUUUUGAAUUCAAGUAUAAAUGAAGCUAAAUAUACAUAUGAUGGUAUUGACAUUUGUGGUAUUCGACUUGCUAAUGAAAUUGAGUCAACUGUGGCCAGAUUUAGUAAGGAUGGUAAACAAGUCAAGAAAAUUAGUUUUAUCGGUUAUUCGCUAGGUGGACUCAUCACACGAUUUGCUAUUGGAGUCUUGGGGCAAAGAGGUGUUUUCAAGAGGAUAGAGCCACUUUACUUUAUUACAUUUGCUACUCCACAUUUGGGUGUUAGGCUACCUUCAUCGUCUGUUGUAUCAUCCUUCUUUAAUUUAGUGAGUGGAAAACUAGUAUCCAGAUCAGGUGAACAACUUCAAUUAAUAGACAACUAUCAACAUCAUGAACCAUUACUCGAAGUCAUGUCAGAUCCAGAUGGCGUUUAUUUCAAAUAUCUUUCUAUGUUUAAGGUACGAAGAAUAUAUGCGAAUAUUGCUAAUGAUCGUACUGUACCUUAUUGGACAGCUGGUAUAGAAUUGAUGGAUUAUUUUUAUAACAGUAAAGGAAAAUUGGACUUAACACUAGAUGAAGCUUAUAUUUCUGUUAUUACUGCCUUUGAUAUUCGUCAUUCAACUAAAAAAUCAAAUGGACAAAUGAAAGCCUUCAAGGAAAAGGAAAGGAAACCAUUAAAAACAGUGGCCUUAAAAUACACAUUUUAUUGUUUAUUUCCUAUAGCUGCGCCCUUAUUUGUCUUGAUAGCACUCUCUGUUCUCAGUUAUCAAGGAAUAAUAAGUCGAUAUCGAGCAUCACAACUACUUCAUAAACAACAACGAUUAUUAAAGGUAGAGGACAAGAAUGAAAGCGGACGACGCAAGUCAACAGCAACCGAUCAAAUUGUUCAUGGUGAAUUCUUAGCUGGCACACUAGAUGCAGUUAACUUAAUGCCUCCUGGAGAAGAAAAUGACAAUACUGUAUCAUCAUUGGAUGAUCAUCCUCAACAUAACCAUUACAACAAUGGCAACGUGUUUGGAUUUAUUUAA
Cokeromyces recurvatus is the source of this 1122-nucleotide messenger RNA. Its product is annotated as putative serine esterase-domain-containing protein. Gene Ontology annotation, molecular function: monoacylglycerol lipase activity. The record is from RefSeq and is a predicted model, not a curated record. The transcript has 7 exons. Bases 1 to 1122 code for a protein of 373 amino acids. Lineage: Eukaryota; Fungi; Mucoromycota; Mucoromycetes; Mucorales; Mucoraceae.